Messenger RNA from Triticum dicoccoides, 1171 nucleotides. Its product is annotated as cyclin-B1-5-like. The record is from RefSeq and is a predicted model, not a curated record. Bases 64 to 450 code for a protein of 128 amino acids. NCBI's taxonomy places the organism in Eukaryota, Viridiplantae, Streptophyta, Magnoliopsida, Poales, Poaceae. The transcript is spliced from 3 exons.
CGUACGGAGUCAUCACCAACCGCUCCUCCGCUUCUCCCUCUCUCUCCAGGCCCACGCGACGCGAUGCAUCCUGGAUCGGAGGAAUCGAACGUCGCCGCUCCGCCAUGUUUCGUUCAGGAGCCGAAACAACAGGCACCGCAGCCGGCAGCCAACAGAGGUGUCGCAGUACCAGCAGGGACGCUCAAGGCCGCCGCCGCCGGCGUAGGCCGCCCUGGUGCGGUAGGAAACAUGCACGUGCUCGGGGACAUUGGCAACGUCCUCCACGGUACCAGCCCGGCAGGGAUCAAUCGUCCAAUAAUCAGGAGGUUCAGCGCUCAACUCUUGAAGAAGGCCCAGGCCGAUCCAUCCAAGAACGGCACAGAACUGAUUCUAAAUUCCUCCAGCAGCGCUGACAGCCCUGAAGCCCCCUCGCUUAUAAAUAAAGCCUUGCAUGAUUUGCCCUUUAACUGAUGGACUGAGGAGGAGGUCAGAGAUGUAUAACAACCAUCUUGAUUCAAAUGACAUGUAUGACAGGGCUAACCUACUUACCUAGAAUUUUACCACAUCCUAGGACUUCCAAAUCUGUACGAUAGGAAUGGCUAGCUGUUUUCUUCUCUAUAACUCUCACAUGUAAUAGCUCCUCUCACCAUGUCUGCAUGUAGUGUUCAGGUAUGAUUCUUGCAUACUGUCGACAAGGGCGCGAUGUAUUUCCUGAACUAUGUUUUUUUUUUUGCAUAAUGGUUAAGCUCGGUUCAACUUCUACUGAGUAGUUGAUAGUCAAGCCUGAUGCAGAUAUUUGAGCAAAAAAAAGCUUGAUGCAGAUAUUUGAGGAAAAAAAAAGCCUGAUGCAGAUAUAUGGAGGUUAUGCGAUUCCACUACCUCUAGAGUUGUCCUCUAUACUGAUGAGGCCUACAUUUUUUGCUCAUGCAGGUUGGAGGGAAACAUGAACUCUGGCAAUCCAAAAUAUCAGAUAUAAAAUAACUGAAGCUCUUGCGAUGUAUUUAUAUAACAACAAGGAACAAGUCUGUUUUUUACAUCCGACCUCGGCCAAGCAAUUUAAGCUUAUAUGGGUGCUUUCUAUUUUUCAGAGGUGCAUGUAUUGAGAGCGCCCAUGAUUUAGGCAAAAAAGCUAGACAAAGUAACAAAAUUUGUACAAAUUGUACUUGAAGCCAGUGAUAUCCCGUUGAUGGAC